Cuscuta campestris is the source of this 1007-nucleotide messenger RNA. The record is from the annotation of a GenBank genome assembly. NCBI's taxonomy places the organism in Eukaryota, Viridiplantae, Streptophyta, Magnoliopsida, Solanales, Convolvulaceae.
CGUAAAUGGCAAGAAAUGGCCACUCAAAGCUCUUUAAUUUCGAAGCCCCAUAAUAUCACGUAGAGGUUCAUAUCUGCUAAUAGAUCGAGGAGAAAUAAUCAAUCAGCUGGCAUAUCAUGGCUGCUAGGGCUUGUUUGGUCUUUCAUCAGUUCUGAAUUGGAGUUGCCACAAACUCAGGAGUAUAUUGAAAGAGAUAGAAUGGGGAGAGGGAAAAUAGAGAUAAAGAGAAUAGAGAACAACACAAAUAGGCAAGUGACAUUCUGCAAGAGGAGAAAUGGGCUUCUCAAGAAAGCUUAUGAGCUCUCUGUCCUUUGCGAUGCUGAGAUUGCUCUCAUCGUCUUCUCCAGCCGCGGCCGUGUCUACGAGUACUCCAACAACAACAUAAAGUCAACAAUAGAUCGAUACAAGAAGGCAACUUCUGAUGCUUCCAAUAUCUGCACCCCUCAAGAGCUCAAUACCCAGUUCUAUCAACAAGAAUCAAAGAAGUUGCGCCAACAGAUCCACAUGCUCCAAAAUUCCAAUAGGCAUCUAGUGGGAGAAGGGUUGAGCUCUUUGAAUGUGAGGGAGUUGAAGCAGCUUGAGAGCAGGCUUGAAAGAGGAAUCACCAAAAUUAGGUCCAAAAAGCAUGAUCUCAUUCUUGCUGAAACUGAGAAUUUGCAAAAAAGGGAGGUGCAUCUUGAACAGGAAAAUGCCUUUCUUCGUGCCAAGAUAACUGAGAAUGAGAGGCUUCAGGAGCUGAGCAUGAUGCCUACCGGCGGCGGCGGCGGCGGGGGGCAAGACUACCAGGCCAUCCAACACUACCUGGCUCGAAACAUGCUGCAGAUCAACGUGAUGGACGAUCAGGAUCACUCUGUCACACAUUCUUACCCUGCGCCGCCUGAUCUCAAGACCAAUCUCCACCUCCUCUAGCCACCGCCCUUCUACUCCGUAGGUGGUUGGUGUUCAUCAGCAUGCUUGCAGACAUGCUAUGGGAGGAGAAGACAAGUUAAUAUAUAAAUUAAAUAUUG